Osmerus eperlanus (European smelt) is the source of this 1310-nucleotide messenger RNA. It is a transcript of the gene tmem109, whose product is annotated as transmembrane protein 109. The coding region runs from base 157 to 864 and encodes 235 amino acids. Lineage: Eukaryota; Metazoa; Chordata; Actinopteri; Osmeriformes; Osmeridae. The record is from RefSeq and is a predicted model, not a curated record. The transcript is spliced from 3 exons. Gene Ontology annotation, biological process: cellular response to gamma radiation; intrinsic apoptotic signaling pathway in response to DNA damage by p53 class mediator.
GGAAAGGAAAAUUUUUGUCUGGUUUGGAUACAGCCCCCUGGGAAUUAUAUAUUUGGUUGUACAUACCAGUACCCCUUUUGUCUUUUUUAAUUGUCACUGUUAGAUGGUCUUUUUUUUACAUUUUACUACGCUCUCAAUACUUCGAACGCUCUCAAAAUGGGUUGCUUGGCUUGCAGUGACGUGAAACCGAAAAAAGUGAACUUUCUACGUGUAUUUUGCUUUUUUUGUUGUUUUCUAUUCAUGUUUACUUCUGGCCAUAGUACGUUUGAGAAAUCGUCCAUGUAUUCCGAACGGACGGGCGGUUUAUGGGAAACACUCACCGAUCUGUCCGAGGAAGCACAUAGCUAUGUAGUGCACCUUGUCGGUGCACGGACGCUAAAGGCUGUACAAAAGAGUCUGUCUCAGGUGGUGUGGACUGUAGCUGGGGGGCUGGCCUCGGCGCUGACUGUGACUUCACAGUACCUGACACAACUUCUCAGGGCAGCAGGAGUGGAGGUUGACUUGCAUUUAGACCACAUCACCCCCGAGAGUGUGGUUAAUAUUGGCCAGUGGGUUCUGCUGGCCCUCAUUGGCUACUGGCUGCUGUCCAUGGCCCUACGAUUGGUUGCGUCCACACUGAGGCGGGUCUUGUGGCUGCUGAAACUGAGCGCGGUCUUGGGUCUGUUUGGCCUCAUCCUGAGCGACAGCGACGCUGAGACACAGACCACUGCACUGCGAUUGGCUGGCCUGGGGUGCCUCUGCAUCUUAUUGGGCAUUGGACAGCCGGGGGCGGGCUCUGCAGUGAAGACCGCCCACCUGGAGGAACAAGUGAGAGCUUUGGAAAGACGAGUGAGAGAGAUGGAGCGGAGGAGGAUAGAGGAGUGAGGGAUCGAACUGGAGAGGAAGAUGGAGGGAUGGAGAGGAAUUGUGAUAUUGCAGAAGAGGAGAAAGGGUACUCUUGUUUAACUGUUCUUUAUGUUCUGUAGUACAAAAUAAAGUUCUUGGAUUUGUAAAGUGUGAAUAAAGCAUUAUUGACAGAUACUGUCGACACCAUAGGUUUGGUUUCUACUCUUUAUUGUGGUGGAUAUGUAUCUUCUAAAGUAUAUGGAUGCUAUUGAUACACAGAAUAAAAACGAAUGGAACAUUCUUUAGGAAUAUACACAGUGUUAAAAAUCACUCCAUUAUACCUACUAGACCCGGGCACAGUUUGGAUUACAGUGUAUGUUUGAUUUAGUCUACAAGGCACAGUUGAACCAGUGGAUAAGGUGUGAAAGUGCUAACUGCAUGCAAGAGGAAAAAAAUCAAACACACCCCAGUCAGCUAUUUGAAAC